AUGAGGUAUCAAGACAGCAUCACUAUAAACUCAACUUUUAAUCAGCGAUUGCAUCUUCUGGAGCUGCAUCAUUCAGAGGCAGACACCCUGCUCCACGUUCACUCAGCACUGCUGUACGAGCUGCAGGCGCAGCUCCGAAACCUGUCGGCAUCCGUGCAGCACAUGAACCGCGACAAGGGCUGCACAAUCAACAUCAUCAGAGCUAUGCCACCUCUUGGCAUGAGAGACACACUGCCACCAGUACUGCACGCUGCACCUUUAACAGUCUCUCUUUCUGUGUCCCUUUCAGAUGGACGCUUCCUGUCUUUUUGCCCAUCAGACUGUGCAUCUCUGUAUCACAAUGGUGUUCGACAUUCCGGUGUUUACACCGUCAUUAUGUUUCCAGGCACCAUCUUGCCGGUGUACUGCGACAUGGACACAGAGGGUGGGGGCUGGACGGUGUUUCAGCGGCGGCGUGAUGGCUCAGUAAACUUUAACCGAGGUUGGUUGGAGUAUCGUGAUGGCUUUGGUGAAGCGCGAGGCGAACACUGGCUGGGCAACCAACACCUUCACCUGCUGUCCAACCAGGGUCACUACAGCCUGCGCAUCGACCUGCAGGACUGGAGCCACGUCCACAGAUACGCUCUGUAUCAGUCCUUCAGGAUAGAUAACGAGGAAAAUGACUAUCGCCUCCACGUGUCUGGUUUCAGUGGAACGGUGGAGGAUUCAUUCGGUUGGUACCAUGACCAACACGGUUUCAGCACGCCGGACACAGGAAACAUCUGUGCUGAGAUCAGCCACGCAGGCUGGUGGUUUCACCAGUGUUUCUAUGCCAACCUCAAUGGAGUCUACUACAAGGGGGGCCGCUACUCUCUGAAAGCUAACAACUUGUUGGGGCCCGACGGCAUCGUGUGGUUCUCCUGGAGGGAUUCAGACUUUUAUUCUAUGAAGGCGGUCACCAUGAUGAUACGGCCGCGAAACUUCAGGCCACGCCUGUCACCAUAGUGACAAGCAUUGUUGUUAUUGAACAAUUUGAAGCUCAGCUAGCAGCUUCCAAAACGAGCUGCCAAAGUACCAUUAUACCCAUUAUAUAUUACUCAGCUGCCUAAAAAUAGUGCCCCUACAUGCUUUAUUUUUCCUUUUAUACAUGACUUUUCCUACAAACUACAGGGAGUGAACUUUUUAUUUCUUAAUAAAUCAU
This is a messenger RNA of Melanotaenia boesemani (Boeseman's rainbowfish), 1180 nucleotides long. Its product is annotated as fibrinogen-like protein 1. Lineage: Eukaryota; Metazoa; Chordata; Actinopteri; Atheriniformes; Melanotaeniidae. The record is from RefSeq and is a predicted model, not a curated record. The coding region runs from base 1 to 984 and encodes 327 amino acids. The transcript is spliced from 6 exons.